Molecule: messenger RNA, 1632 nt
Organism: Dermacentor silvarum
Lineage: Eukaryota; Metazoa; Arthropoda; Arachnida; Ixodida; Ixodidae
Exons: 2
Coding region: 140-1474 (444 amino acids)
Molecular function (GO): nucleic acid binding; zinc ion binding
Source: RefSeq, a predicted model, not a curated record
CUAUCGUUGUGCUUUGAGUGUAGCUUGCUUUUGUGGGCACAGGUUCGCCCAAUAAACAACCAGUUUCGUCAUACAGUUUUGCGACUGUUUUCUUUACCGUCACUACUACGUGACAUCUGGUGGAGGUGCUAGUGCGUUCAUGCAGCGAACGCCCCCGCAAAGCCGCGACCCAAGCCCGAAACCGGAGGACGAGACCAACGUCGCCAAGGACCAGCGAGCUAGCCGUAGGCAGCAAGGACUUGUGCCGGAGUUCGGACUUCUUCCCGAAAAGACCACUGCAAUCAAAGCCAAGUCAACGACCAGAAUGGCAGCACCAGCGUCCCCCAUCCUGCUGCAGCAACCUCGGGAGCCACCGACUUUUCGUGGAUCAUCGGCUGAAGACCCUGAAACCUGGCUGGAGACAUAUGAGAGGACCGCGACGUUCAACAAAUGGAGCGACGACGACAAGCUGCGCCAUGUUUAUUUCUCGCUUGAAGACGGCGCCAGAACCUGGUUCGAGAAUAGGGAGCGUGCACUAACAACUUGGGACCUCUUCAGAGCCGCAUUCCUGGACACCUUCACGAGCGUCGUCCGUAAAGAAAGAGCUGCAGCCUUGUUGGAAAACCGUGUACAGCUCCCGAAUGAGAGCAUCGGUAUGUACACUGAAGAAAUGACUCGAUUAUUCCGGCACGCCGACCCCGCUAUGCCAGAAGACAAGAAAGUUCGCUUGCUCAUGCGGGGAGUUAAGCAGGAGCUAUUCGCCGGACUGGUGCGGAAUCCACCAACGACAGUCCAAGACUUUCUCUCGGAGGCUACGACAAUCGAGAAAGCACUGGACAUGCGCAACCGGCAAUACAAUCGCCGUUCGACGCCACAUUACGCCGAAGUCCAAGGACUCCCCCACGACCUACGAGACAUCAUCAGGGCGAUAGUACGCGAAGAGUUGCAGAAGUUGCUACCGUCGUCGCAGCCUCAAGUUGCUUCCAUCGCCGAUAUCGUGCGGGAGGAAAUCCAGCAAUCGCUAGGACUUCCCGAAUCGCCGCAACCCGAGCCGGAAGCGCUGACAUACGCCGCCGUCACCCGUCGUCAAGGCCCCCCUCCGCGUUCGCGCCAGGGCCCCGUAACGCCGCAGUUCCGACGUCCACCACCGCCGCCGCCAGCACGCCCGCCCGUCGCCCAGCGCAGCUACCAGAGGAAGACGGACAUUUGGCGCGCCCCCGACCACCGCCCGCUCUGCUAUCACUGCGGGGAAGCCGGUCAUGUCUACCGCCGAUGCCCAUACCGCGAGAUGGGCCUACGAGGGUUCGCCGUCAACGCGCCACGUCCACAGCUUGGCGAGCGACCACGUGACAUCGCCGACUACCUCGCCGGAGCUCAGUGGCAACCACGACGACCCUCACGCUCGCCGUCACCAGGCCGCUACAUCUCGCCCCAUCGCCGUCAGUACACCGGUCCCACUCGGGGCCGAUCUCCCAGUCCUUACCCGGGAAACUAAAGGCAGCAACCGAUGGAGGUGCGGUUGCUGUACGACGCAAUACCGAAGAUCCUCCGCCGCCGACGAAGAAGAUUCGCGAAUCACCACGACGAGGUAUCAGCACACCGCCUGGCAAGAGCCCUAACGACAACACUUCGCCGCCGAAAGAAGACCUACCG